AUGUCGAGGCUAUGGGCGAGAUUUGCGGGAUUAUUCAGUAACAAGAGUUUCAUCGGAGCUGACAAGACUGGUAACAAGUACUUUUCCAGAAUGGAGGAGAUUGACGGAUUGGUGAAGGAGAAAAGAUGGGUUAUCUUUAGACGAGAACAGGACCCAACUUCUAUUCCUGUUGAAUGGAUAUGUUGGCUAAAUGGGCAGCGAAAAAGGGCUCCUACUCCUGAGGAAAUGGUUGAACUUGAAGAAAGGCGUGAGCGUGUGAAGCUUAAUGUUGCUCUUCUCAAGAAAGAAGAGGAAGAGAGGAAAGCCAGAGAAGGCACUGGACGCAAAGUCAUGACCAUGGGUAAAGUUGACGGUCCAGAUUUGACAAGCUUUGUUCGCCAAUUUCCACCGGAUUCAAAAGGUGAUAAAACAGAGGAAGCUAGUGAAGAAGCAGAUAAAUCAAGGGUCAAGGAACAUGAACCCGAGAUAGUUACUGCAGAACCACUGGAACCAAAGACAACAGAGCCAUCAGGGUCUGGAUCAUCAUUUAGGCCCGGGACAUGGCAGCCACCAUCCUAAGCACAUCUCUCUUCACGCAGAUAACAAGCCAGCAGGAAUUUUGCGUCCUAAUUAUUUGUUUGUUGUACUCUACACAAACCGAUUGGUUUGACUUUUACAGAUGAACCACCAUAGACGAGAGAGCUUUUGAGAACCCUAGAUUUGUGGCCUUUGACGCUGUCACUGAGGACUCAGAAGAGUCAAAAUGAGAAGAGAAGUCAUAUUCUUAUGCUUUGUAAUCGUUAGGGUGUUUGUCUCUUGGCAUAAUGCUUGAGACUUUUAUUUGCCUUGUCCUUCAUAGCUGAAGAAAGAGACCCUUUGUUGACUUUAUUUGAUAGGUAUAAGAAAAAAAAAGACCUUCAAAGAAAGUGAAAACGUUGGUGAUACAAGUUUACUGA
Messenger RNA from Capsella rubella, 935 nucleotides. RefSeq lists its product as uncharacterized. Gene Ontology annotation, cellular component: membrane. The record is from RefSeq and is a predicted model, not a curated record. The coding region runs from base 1 to 558 and encodes 185 amino acids. Gene Ontology annotation, biological process: mitochondrial respiratory chain complex I assembly; response to oxidative stress. NCBI's taxonomy places the organism in Eukaryota, Viridiplantae, Streptophyta, Magnoliopsida, Brassicales, Brassicaceae. The transcript has 9 exons.